Microsporum canis CBS 113480 is the source of this 1035-nucleotide messenger RNA. RefSeq names its product alcohol dehydrogenase. The record is from RefSeq and is a predicted model, not a curated record. Gene Ontology annotation, molecular function: oxidoreductase activity; zinc ion binding. Lineage: Eukaryota; Fungi; Ascomycota; Eurotiomycetes; Onygenales; Arthrodermataceae. The coding region runs from base 1 to 1035 and encodes 344 amino acids. The transcript has 6 exons.
AUGACGACUUUUCGACAGGCAGCGUUUAAAGAAGCGGGUGGUCCGCUGGUGAUUGAAGAGGUGGAGAUGACCUCGCCAGGAAGAGGAGAGGUUCUCGUUAAAGUCCAGGCAUGCGGAGUGUGUUUUUCAGACACGUUUGCCCAGCAUAAUGUCAUGGGGGGAGGAUUGUACGGGGUAGCAGCAGAGCUGAUUGCUUCUAGCCCAAUUGUUCCCGGCCAUGAAAUUAUUGGACAUGUUACCGCUGUUGGUGAAGGGGUGGAACAAUGGAAAAUAGGCGAUCGAAUUGGUGGAGCAUGGCAUGGUGGCCAUGAUGGGACAUGUGCACAAUGCCGAAAGGGCUACUUUCAAAUGUGUGAUAACCAGGUGGUUAAUGGCGAAACCAAGGGAGGAGGAUAUGCCGAGUAUUGUACACUUCGCGCCGAGGCUGGCGUCCGGAUCCCCAAGCACGUCGAUGCCGCAAAGUAUGCGCCAAUCCUCUGCGCCGGCAUGACUAUGUUCAACUCCAUCCGUCACAUGAACAUUCCUGUUGGCUCAACAGUUGCAAUUCAGGGCCUUGGAGGCCUUGGGCACUUAGCAAUCCAAUAUGCGAGAAGCUUUGGAUACCGCGUGGUUGCCUUAUCACGAAAUGCUGAGAAAGAAGCAUUUGCCAGAGAGCUUGGUGCGCAUGAGUAUAUUGAUGUCAGCAAGUGCGAUGUGGGAGAACAACUGCAGAAGCUGGGAGGGGUAUCAUUGAUUGUUUCGACAGCGCCAACCAAGGAUGCAAUUGAGCCACUUCUCAAGGGGCUAGGGAUGCUUGGGAAAUUGUUGAUAUUGUCAGUUCCCGGCGAUAUAACUGUAAACACUGGAGUCAUGCUUCGCUAUGGUAUCUCGGUUCAAUCUUGGCCUUGUGGCCAUGCCACCGAUUCUGAGGAGGCAAUAGCCUUCACUGAACUCGAGGGCAUUAACUGCAUGAUUGAGAAAUUCCCCUUGGAAAAAGCCAAUGAUGCCUUGGGUGAGUUUUUUAUCUCUCUCGACAGACCCGUGUAUCUCCUCUGA